Monosiga brevicollis MX1 is the source of this 2763-nucleotide messenger RNA. RefSeq lists its product as uncharacterized. The record is from RefSeq and is a predicted model, not a curated record. Gene Ontology annotation, biological process: protein phosphorylation. The transcript has 19 exons. Gene Ontology annotation, molecular function: ATP binding; phosphatidate cytidylyltransferase activity; protein serine/threonine kinase activity. NCBI's taxonomy places the organism in Eukaryota, Choanoflagellata, Craspedida, Salpingoecidae. Bases 1 to 2763 code for a protein of 920 amino acids. Gene Ontology annotation, cellular component: endoplasmic reticulum membrane.
AUGUCGGCACGAGACCUUUACGCGCGUCGAGAUGCGGGUGGUAGCAAGCGCCGGGUGUUUGCUCGGGACCGCGAGGGUGGUCCGCUGGCCAAGCGCAUAACCGCAGCUGGAGGUACUGGUGGGGCGAGUGGUGCUGGCGCUGGCAGCAAAGCGCCAGGGGCUGGCUUGAGCGAUGCCGAGAGCAAGCUACGUGCACAACUCCUUGCCAAAAUGAGUGACCCAGCACCCAAGCGGCCACGAUCCCGACCGAAAAAGGCUGCGGCCUCAGCUACCAAACCCAAACCGACCGCUGCCCCGACCGCAAGGCCUCCCGUCAAAUCCAAACCUGCUGUGCCCGACACACCGCCGCACGACCCCAGCUCUGAGACGACCCCGCUGGCUCCGGCUGAUACGCCUCCAGGGUCCCCGCCAACAUUCACCCGUGAAAUGGACAAAGAACUGGAGCGCCGUACACCAGACCCUCGCGAUGAACCCUUGGCGGUGCCUUCGCCACCUGGUACCCCCCCAGCCGAGUCUUCUUACCCAGUGGCCCAACGGCCCCCCUCGCCUCCACGCGUACAGAUUGUCGAGGAACCCUAUUAUCCUGCCGAACGGGGUUGCCGACACAUCAACAAAGUGUACGAACAUCUCAACCGCAUUGAUGAGGGCACAUACGGCGUCGUCUUUCGCGUGCGCGACAGGUCAUCUGGUCACAUUCGCGCAGUCAAGCGCCUGAAAAUGGAAAAGGAGAAGUCAGGCUUCCCGGUGACUUCACUGCGCGAAAUCAACACCAUGCUCAAGGUGCGACAUGAGAAUAUUGUUCGGGUCGAGGAGAUUGUGGUGGGCGACACGAUGGACGACAUCUUCAUUGUCAUGGAAUUUGUCGAGCAUGAUGUCAAGGCGCUUUUGGAGAGCAUUCAAAAGCCCCUUCUUCAAGCCGAAGUGAAAACAUUGAUGCUGCAGCUGCUGAGUGGCGUGGCUCAUCUCCAUGACAACUGGAUCCUUCAUCGCGAUCUCAAAACCUCCAACCUCCUGCUGAGUCAUCGCGGCAUUCUGAAGAUUGCCGACUUUGGCCUCGCCCGAGAAUAUGGCGACCCUCUCAAGGAGUACACCACCCUCGUGGUGACUCUCUGGUAUCGCGCCCCAGAACUCUUGCUGGGUGCCAAAUCCUACAGUACGGCCAUCGACAUGUGGUCGGUGGGCUGUAUUUUUUCCGAGCUCUUGACGCGCAAGCCUUUGUUUGACGGGAAUGGCGAGAUUGAUACCAUGAACAAAAUGUUCAAAAUGCUGGGCGUACCCGACGAGACGCGCUGGCCUGGCUUGAACGAUCUGCCUGUGCCGCGCAGCAUGUCGUUACGAGGUCCGUCGGAGAAUCGGUUGCCUCGCAGCUAUGGCAACAUCCUUCCAUCCUCCGGCGUCAACCUUUUGUCGGAUCUCCUCUGCUACGACCCCGCGCAGCCCUAUCUAGAACAGCAGAAGCAAUCGCGCUUCCGGGAUCGCCAACGGCAGUGCAGCAUUAUGGCCACCACUCAGCCAGACCUGCGCAAGCGUCGCGGGUCGCAGCCGCAGCUACUGCCCAACAAUGCUGGCAUCUCAUAUCCCUCCGAUGACGAGGCUACACCCACGGAGGACGUUGCAACCAACACCACAACCACAUUUGCUGAUAAAAACGCACUGUCCACUGAGAAAUCGGGCGCCAAUGUUGUGCUGCUCAAGGACCAGCCUAAGAAGAAAAAAUGGCGUGACUGGUUCAUUCGAGGCAUGCUCUCCAUCGUGAUGAUCUCCCUCUUUGCCGCCGUGGUGUGGCUCGGACCAAUGGCGCUGAGCAUCAUGAUCUUUCUUCUGCAGCUCAAGUGCUUUCACGAGAUCAUCAGCAUCGGCUACUACGGAUGGGACUCGCAAUUGCCUCUCUUUCGCUCUCUCAACUGGUACUUUCUGAUGGCUGCCAAUUAUUUUUUCUACGGAGAGCACUUCAACUUUCUUCUGCAAGAAUUCUUUGCUGGUGCCCAGGCACGUGCUUGCACGAUCCCUCACUCUCACAUGAGAUUCAAAGCUCAGAAAAUCAUCCAGUACCAUCGCUUCAUCAGUUUUUGGCUUUACGUGAUUGGAUUUGUGUCAUUUGUGCUAUCGCUGCGCAAAGGUUUUUACAAAUAUCAGUUCAAGAUGUUCGGCUGGACCCACCUAUCGCUGCUGCUCGUCGUGGCCACCUCCCAGCUCAUCGUGCGCUCCAUAUACGAGGGUCUCGUCUGGUACCUGCUGCCGUCGUGCCUGGUCAUUUGCAACGACUUCAUGGCCUAUAUGUUUGGGUUUUUCUUCGGCAAGACGCAGCUCAUCUCCAUCUCGCCGAAAAAGACCUGGGAGGGGUUUCUCGGCGCUUUCUUUUCAACCAUGGUAUUUGGCGUGCUCUUCGCCUCCACGCUGGCAGAAUACCCAUUCUUCUACUGCCCCGUUGAUUCGCUCACUGCCUACGACAUUGACGUUGGGGUGACCGAAACCACCUUUGCCCUCAAGCCCAUUGUCUUUCACGCCUUGGUCUUGGCCAUCUUUGCCUCCUUGAUUGCACCCUUUGGCGGAUUCUUUGCCUCGGGUCUGAAGCGCGCAUUCAAGAUCAAGGAUUUUGAUACCCUCAUCCCUGGACACGGCGGCGUGACAGAUCGUUUUGACUGCCAGUUUGUCAUGGCCGUCUUCUUCUACGUCUACUACCACUCCUUCAUCAAGGUCAGUGCGCGCAAGGACAAGCCCACACCCCACGCGUCGAGGGACAUUGCGGAUGCAACUUGCUGA